AUGCAUGAAAUAAUUCAUAUUCAACUCGGUGAAUGUGGAAAUCGAAUUGGUUCGAAAUUUUGGAAUUGUAUUUUCGAUGAACAUUGUAUCGAUUCAACAGGAAUCUAUUUCGAUCAAUCAGAUCUUUGUCGUGACCGUAUCCAUACGUAUUUCGAUCAAACAUCAGACGGAAAAUAUCGUCCUCGUGCAAUUCUCGCUGAUUUUGAUCCAGAUAUGAUGAAUUCCAUACGAAAUUCAUCAGUUGGGAAACAGUUUCCUUCAGAUCAGAUGAUAAUUGCAGGUGAAUAUAGUUGUGCAUCAAAUUGGGGUGUGGGAUAUUGUCUUCAAAAUGUUGAACUGGCUGAUCUUGUCUCGAAUAAAAUUCGUCAACAAGUUGAGCUUUGUGAUAAUCUUCAAGGAUUUCAAAUGACUCAUUCGUUGAUCGGUGGAACUGGAUCAGGUUUUGGAUCGUUUAUCCUCAAUCAACUUCGAGAUGAAUAUCCUGAUCGACUUAUAAUGACAUUUAGUUGUUUAAGUUCAUCGGAAAUUCCCGAACGGGUGAUUGAACCGUACAAUAUCGUUCUUGGUUUACAUCAUCUAAUCGAGAAUUGUGAUUCGAGUUGUUUAUUCGACAAUGAAACUUUGUUGAAACGACGACUCUCUUCAACCUUCGAAGAUCUCAAUCAAAUCAUCGCGAAUGUCAUAUCUGGUAUCACCACAUGUUUUCGAUUUCCUGAUCAAAUCAACGGGGAUAUGAGAAAAUUCACAACAUAUUCAAGUCCAUAUAUUCGUCUGCAUUUUCUCACCUCCAGUUUGACUCCGAUGCUCUCUCUGUCAUUAUCCGAACUAAGAAAACAAAUGUUUGAUAACACCAAUCUGAUGAUGCCUUGUAAUUUUCAACAAGGUCAAUGUCACGCGAUGACAUCGAUCUUUCGUGGACAAAUCUCAUUACAAAAAAUCGAUGAAUAUUUCCCAGAUAGCAAAACAACUUUCUGUCGAGUUCCAUUAAAAGAAUUUGAAAGAUCGUUAACAAUGAUUGGUAAUCAUAUGGGUAUGAAAGAGAUAUUUCAGAGAUUUUUGGAGAAAUUCACAGCGAUGUUUCGUCGGAAACUUUAUAUAUUUGGUUUAUGUCGUUCCGGAUUGGAUGAAAUGGAAUUCACCGAAGCAGAAAACAAUCUAAACGAUUUAAUUGAUGAAUAUCAAAGUAUUGAGUGA
Molecule: messenger RNA, 1194 nt
Organism: Adineta ricciae
Lineage: Eukaryota; Metazoa; Rotifera; Eurotatoria; Adinetida; Adinetidae
Source: the annotation of a GenBank genome assembly